Molecule: messenger RNA, 1677 nt
Organism: Cynara cardunculus var. scolymus (artichoke)
Lineage: Eukaryota; Viridiplantae; Streptophyta; Magnoliopsida; Asterales; Asteraceae
Product: polyvinylalcohol dehydrogenase-like
Exons: 4
Coding region: 1-1590 (529 amino acids)
Source: RefSeq, a predicted model, not a curated record
AUGGCUCCUCCUUGCCUCUACUUCAUCAUCUUCCUUUGGUUGCUCCUCCUCCUUCCAACCUCACCUCUUUCAACUGGUUGGACGAACCAUGGCGGUGAUUUAAAGAAUAGUAGAUAUGCGGAUGGCGAAACAAAGAUCAGCCCUGAAACAGUGGCUAACCUUCGGUUAAAGUGGAAGUUCGUUGCUGGAAAAGAUAUAAGUGCCACACCUGCAAUAUACAACAAGACAGUAUAUUUCCCGAGUUGGAAUGGGAAAAUAUACGCCCUUAACGAGUCAGACGGGUCAGUUAUUUGGCAACACGAUAUUGGUGAACUAACGGGGCUUAAGUCAACAGGACUCGUAUUCGGGGUCAAUGAGACAGUGUCCCGGUCCACACCCACUGUUGCUGAUGAUCUAUUGAUCGUGGGAAUUUAUGGACCGGCUUACGUUGUGGGGCUUAGACGUAGCGACGGAGAGCUCGUGUGGUCUACGCAGCUUAGUACGCAUAAUGCUUCUAUAAUCACCAUGUCGGGUACUUACUAUAAAAGUGCUUUCUACGUGGGCACAUCGUCACUUGAAGAAAGCUCGAGCAUUGAAGCAUGUUGUUCAUUUAUAGGGAGUUUCUCUAAGUUAAAUGCCAAUAAUGGUAGCAUCUUGUGGGAAACCUACAUGUUGCCGGAUAACAACGGUAGCAUCGACGAGUAUGCCGGUGGUGCCAUAUGGGGUAGCAGUCCGUCCAUUGACAUUCACCGCAACGCAGUAUACAUUGCCACUGGAAACAUGUAUUCCGCCCCAUUAAAUGUUACACAAUGCCAAGAAGCCCAAAACAAUCAAACGACACCAACAGACAACGAUAAUUGCAUUGAGCCCGAUAACCAUUCCAAUUCGGUCCUAGCACUCGAUUUGGAUUCAGGGGAAAUCAAAUGGUAUAAACAAUUAGGGGGUUACGAUAUUUGGAUUUUUGCUUGCAAUAAUGUCUCUACGUCGGGUUGUCCUCCUGGCCCUAAUCCAGAUGCAGAUUUUUCCGAAGCACCGAUGAUUCUAACCAUUGAUGUUAAUAGACACAAGCGUGACAUAGUCGUCGCGGUGCAAAAGAGCGGGAUCGCUUGGGCUUUGGAUCGCGACAACGGUAGCAUCUUGUGGUCUACGGAAGCUGGACCUGGAGGAGCCGGUGGAGGAGGAUUUUGGGGAUCGGCAACAGAUGGAAAGACGGUCUACACAAAUAUUGCAAACAGUUUACGGAGUACAUUUACGUUGAAGCCGUCAAAUAUAGCAACCAAUAGCGGGGGAUGGGUGUCGAUGGAUGCUGCAAGCGGCAAUGUGUUAUGGUCGACAGCAAAUCCAAGUAACGCGACAGCAAGUGGACCCGUGAGUUUAGCUAAUGGUGUUGUGUUCGCUGGCUCGACCAAUGGGACAGGACCCAUUUACGCCAUCAGUGGUGCCACCGGAGAAAUUUUGUGGUCGUAUGACACUGGAGCCACCGUCUACGGUGGCAUGUCCAUUAACGACGGUUGUGUGUAUGUGGGAAAUGGUUACAAAGUAAGUUUCGGAUUUUUUGAUCCAACUUAUACUCCGGGAACAACAUUAUUUGCCUUUUGCGUACUACCAUAAAUGAAAACGACAUCGUUUCAUAAUAAAUCACAACUUUCUUCUUACAUUGUUGUUUUUGUUUUUUCAAUUAAUUAUUUGGAAAAAUAA